Messenger RNA from Acanthoscelides obtectus, 2158 nucleotides. The record is from the annotation of a GenBank genome assembly. Lineage: Eukaryota; Metazoa; Arthropoda; Insecta; Coleoptera; Chrysomelidae.
UGGAUAUCACUUUAUGUAGUAACAAGUGCUAUUUGUUUAAAAGUGAGGUUAUACUUUUAUUACAAUUUGCUCAAAAUGUCUGUAGGUAGAGACCCGAAAAUAGUUCUUCUCUGUAAUAUUCUCGCGUUUGUAGCAGUGGGUUCGAAACCGAAUUUUGUGUUCUUUUUAACGGACGAUCAGGAUGUUUUGCUGAAUGGAAUGGUGCCUUUAACACGGACACACUUUUUACUUGGAUUGAGAGGAAAGACAUUCACAAAUGCGUAUGUCAACACCCCCAUAUGUUGCCCCAGCCGUAGCACAAUCUUGACAGGCAAAUAUGCUCACAAUACAGGCGUAGUUAACAACUCAAUAGCCGGCAACUGCUCCAGCAGAUAUUGGCAACGACACCAAGAGAAGCAUUCGUUAGCAGCCAACUUGAAAGAAAACGAAUAUGUUACCUUCUACGCUGGAAAAUAUUUAAAUGCGUAUGGACAUAAAGACGCUGGAGGUACGAAACACGUUCCAAAAGGAUACGAUUGGUGGAUAGGACUAAAAGGAAAUUCACGAUACUACAAUUACACUUUAUCUCUGAAUGGAUCUGCAAAAUUUUUCAAGGAUGACUACUUAACAGAUGUUCUGGGCCCCUAUCACGUCUUGGAAGGUAAACGGCAAAUCACCAGUGACCCUGUGUAAAUAAGAUGCCCUUGAUUAUAUUUCAGACUAAAUAUGGAAAAGACUUUUUGAAGAUGAGGCCUCGAGGAAAUCCUUUUUUUAUGAUGCUUGCACCUCCAGCUUGCCAUGCUCCUUUCACCCCGGCAAAAAGACAUGAACAUACUUUCAAUGGCACCAAGGUUGUAAGGAAUCCAGCUUUCAACUAUACAUCUUCAGGCAAGCACUGGUUAGUGAGGAUGCAGCCACAACAACUACCACAGAAUGUUAGCAUCUUGGACGAUAUUCAAAGACACAGGCUCCAGUCCCUGCUGGCAGUCGAUGAAAUGGUGAAGACAAUAGUUGAAGAAGUAGAAUCAGCUGGAGAAAUUAACAAUACGUAUUUUAUAUUUACCUCUGAUCAUGGAUUUCAUAUAGGCCAAUUUUCUCUACCAUGGGACAAAAGGCAGCCUUAUGAAACAGAUAUAAGAGUUCCAUUUCUAAUCAGCGGCCCAAGCAUCCCUCAUAACACCACUGAUGACUAUCCGAUAUCUGCAGUUGAUUUGGUUCCUACAAUCCUUGAUCUAGCUGGUACGGAAAUACCAAACCAUGCAGAUGGUGUAAGCUUCAAACAAAGAUUGUUGGAAAUUGGGGACGAGGCACAAUCAUACGAAAAGCUGAUUUUAGUUGAGUAUUGGGGUGAGGGAAAUAAAAAAUCAAUAGAUGACAGGUGUCCAUGGAAAGAAGAUGGAAAUCUUGCGGAAUGCAGCAAAAACGCAUGGUGUAAAUGUCAAGAUGCCAGGAACAAUACAUACAUCUGCGUUUUACAAUUUUCGUACUCUUCGAGACUCAAGUUCUGUUCCUUCGAUGAUAAUCAGUCCUUUGUCGAGCUGUAUGAUCUGGAAAGUGAUCCCUACGAACUCGAUAACCUUAUCAGUACUAUAACGAAACACAAGAUCAGGGAUCAUCACAAGAUACUACACAAAUUUAGGAAAUGUAGAGGCAAGAGGUGUCAUGGUAUUGCUCACAAUCUGUAAAGGCCAAAGACUUGUACUGAAAAACGAUUUAUGCAAUACACUAUUAGAGCAAUACACAAUCGACCAAAAAUACUAUAGAAUAAACGUCACAAGUUCAGCCAAUAGAGAGGUUUCUUCAUCAGUUUUCUGAUUUACAGUUUUAAUCCUGAUUUUUCUAUUGCCCGGCGUGAAUCACAAUUUGCAACUAUGGCACAAAUUGGUCCAAUAAGAAGGCGUUCUUGAUGUGAUGAAUCUGCUCGAUUUCUUGCAGAAUAUCUUUCAAACUAGAGAAAAAUUACACGAGUCGUGCAAAAUGGGAUCCUAAUUCUCAUAUUAGAUCAAGAAAUACUUCAUAUGUAUCAUGAUUUAGCUAAAAACCUAUUUUUCAUUUGUGUUUGGACACAAAAGUUGAGGCAAAUUACAAUAAAUUAAAGACGAUUUGUGGCAUACUGGUAACAUGGAUCAAACUUGAUACCAUAGAUUGACCUGGCCCCAUUACUGAGCAUUUUAUUAAA